Neltuma alba is the source of this 965-nucleotide messenger RNA. RefSeq lists its product as uncharacterized. Gene Ontology annotation, biological process: cellular response to lipopolysaccharide. NCBI's taxonomy places the organism in Eukaryota, Viridiplantae, Streptophyta, Magnoliopsida, Fabales, Fabaceae. Bases 97 to 786 code for a protein of 229 amino acids. Gene Ontology annotation, molecular function: protein binding. The record is from RefSeq and is a predicted model, not a curated record. The transcript has 4 exons.
UGCCUCUUCCUUCAUCUCUGCCUGCCGUCGUUCGCUGUCCUUCUUUCCGGUCAUGGUCUCGGCUCCGGAGGAAACUGGUUGGCGAGUGCACCAAAAAUGUCAACUUCGCGAGGUGACUUGGAACAAAAGUUCUCGAUCGACUUGGAUCCUCUCGUGGGGCUGCUCCGUCCUUCACCCUACUCAUCAUCUGGAGAACAAUUAGGUGACGGCAUCGAACAAUCCUUACCAACGCCACAUGAUGAGGAAUCAGAUGAGGAAAAAGGAUGGAAGAGGGAUUUGAAGCAUGCUGUAAGUGGUAACAAGUGGAGUGAAGCGAAGGAAAUUAUAGAUCAAAACCCUAAUGCCUUGACUGCUGGAAUUACUAAAUCAAAGAGCACAGCGCUUCAUGUGGCUGCCCAGCUUGGCCAUGUGACCAUAGUGGAGGAGUUGCUCAAAUUACUGCCUCCAGAAUGCAUUGCAGCUCGUGAUUCUAACGGUCGUACAGCCCUUGCCUUGGCUAGUUGGUUCAGCGGAAUCACUCAAAUUGCAAAAUGCCUCGUAGACAAGAAUAGUGACAUACUUGGUAUUCCAAGCGGUGGUAAUCAUCUUCCUGUCACAGUUGCCUUUAGAAAUGGUCACCACGAAAUGGGACGUUAUCUUUAUUCUGUCACUCCCUUGGAAUACCUCAAAGGCCGCUGGGGUUCUCAGCUUCUUAGUUUUUGUUUCCGUGAACAAUGUUUCGGAGGUGGAGAGUUUAACGCCCCCAAGCCUUUGGGGACAUCGAAACAAUCAUGGUAUGACACCUAGAGAAUUAUUCAGAGAAAAUCACAAAGAAUUAAUGAAGCAAGGAGAGAAAUGGAUAAAGGCCACAGCAUCUUCAUGCUCAGUGGUUGGUACCCUGAUUGUGACCAUUAUGUUUGCAGCAGCUUUUACUGUUCCAGGAGGAAAUGACCAAAAUAUUGGAUAUCCAUUAUUAAUCAAACAAC